AUGAGUAAAGCUAGAAUGAAUGUAGAAGAUGAUAGGCUAAGCAUGCUGCCAGAUGAUCUUAUCUAUAGAAUCCUCUCUCAUAUUAGCAUUAAAUAUGCUAUUCAAACCGCUGCCUUGUCUUCUAGAUGGAGGUUUCUCUGGACUUCAAUGCCCUAUCUCACUAUCUCAACUCUUGAUGCCCCUGACUUAUCUGAAUUUGUUAACCAUGUUCUGUCUCGCCGCAAUGAUCAAAUAGAAGUCUAUUCGGUCAACCUCAGUUUUCAUCAACAGUUUAGUAAAGAGUUGCUGAAAACAAUUCUUGACUAUGCAUUCUCCCACAAUGUCCAAAAACUUACUGUUGCAUGCUUUCUUAAUGGGCACAUUGUUUUCCCUCUUGAUCUCUUUCGUUCUCGGUCUCUCAAAUAUCUCAGGUUGAGUGGAUCCCCUGCUGGACCCGGUAAUGGCAAUUGCAUUAUCUUUGAAUCAACUUGGGAGCUCCCGGCUCUAACGACGUUGCGUCUUGAUUACAUACUGGUUGAUGAUAAAUUACACGGCAUAAGUCUUUUCUCCAAGUGUGCAGCCUUAAAGAAUCUUACCAUAAAUUUCUUUGCAGUGUUGGAAUCAUGUAACUUUACUGUUUGUCAUUCUGGACUUUCUAAUCUUACUCUUGAAAAUGGAUGGUUUACACUAAAUUUUGUCAAUGUGGUUGCACCUCAACUCAAGAAUCUUACGUUACGAAGCUGCUACAUCGAGCAUAUGAUUACUGCACCCAAUCUUGUCUCUUUGCUCUUCCAAAGUGCUCAUCUUUUGCAGUUCUCUACAGAGUUGCGUUCUUUGGAGAAGGUGGAUCUUCGUGUUUACUUUGCAGACUUGUGGAGCGGUAGUAGAAUCGCUGGUCUGCUUCAACAGCUUCACAACGUCAAAUUUCUUACACUGAACUUGGAGUUAGUCGAGCCUUUUUCUUCAUACAUGGAAAGCAUCUCACUUCAACCUUCUCCGUUUUCUAAGUUAAAUAGUUUAAAGAUUUAUCCAGUUUAUGUACCCUCGGAUGAUGACGCACAUAUGAAAAUAACAAUGUCUACUAAGGUACUAAAGUAUUUGCUAGAUGGUUCUCCAGGUGCUACCUUCAAAAUGAUCUCAUAUGAGGAAGUCAAGGAACAGCAGCAGAAGGCUCGAGCUUUUGAAAAUGCUGUAGCAGCAAAAAACCUUAUAGCAGAUUUGCAGGAGAUGUUAGAGAAGGAGAAAGCUGAUAUUGAUGCUCAAACGGAUCGAGGGAAGACACCAAUGGAGUGCCAAGAGGCAGCCGAACAAGGGAAGUGUUGA
Molecule: messenger RNA, 1302 nt
Organism: Helianthus annuus (common sunflower)
Lineage: Eukaryota; Viridiplantae; Streptophyta; Magnoliopsida; Asterales; Asteraceae
Product: putative F-box/FBD/LRR-repeat protein At4g13965
Exons: 3
Coding region: 1-1302 (433 amino acids)
Molecular function (GO): protein binding
Source: RefSeq, a predicted model, not a curated record